Molecule: messenger RNA, 1417 nt
Organism: Dicrocoelium dendriticum
Lineage: Eukaryota; Metazoa; Platyhelminthes; Trematoda; Plagiorchiida; Dicrocoeliidae
Source: the annotation of a GenBank genome assembly
UGCUAUUUACGGCCCGGUAUCCGUAGCCAUGAGUAUGCAGGUGGACCUCAGACGCCGGGAUCCAAGUGUUCAAUGGGGCUUUAGUCUCCAAGGUGGAACUGAUUUGGACACCCCACUGAUGAUCUCUUCCGUCACUCCGGGUAGUUUAGCAGCGACACAUGGAGUACAGGUCGGUGCAAAGGUGAUUGCCAUCGGCGGGGAUGUCACUAGUUCCAUGACUCGUCAGCAGGCACAGCAGGCCGUAAUACGCUGCUGCAACGAGCUCCAACUUGAAUUAGAAAAUCCCGCGGACGGUCAGGCCUCUGAGUAUCCUCGGCAAGCGUUGACGAACAAUAAUCCUGUAAGUGGGCAGGAAACAGCGCCAGCUGAGGUUUUUCCGAAGCACAGCCCCACAGCGUCAACAUUUCACACAAACCCAUCACCAAUGGAACAUAGACUUUACGCACCCGCACCAUAUAUUGGACUAAGCAAUCCAGGCCCCACACGUGUGCCGGUUCGCAACACAAAUGAAGCCGUCAUAACAUCCGGUCGUCCCUCCUAUGUGCCACCACAAAGAGACUCCAUGAAUCGUAGCUCACCUUUCACUCUACCUGGUCCUGUUCCUUUUGCUCCGUUCUACACUCCGAGGCCGGGCGCAACAACGACUGAACCACCUCAACACUCAUUCACAGCCACUACGAACACCGCUUCCUCACCCGGCACAUCCUGGUGGCAAGGCGGUGCACGUUCUCAACCAGCAGGCGCGCGGCCACUCCCAACGUGUCAGAAAUGCGGGCGGGAACUGACCGGUCCCUUCGUUAACGUUUCGGAACGGUACUUUUGCCCUGAACAUUUCGUGUGUGCCCAAUGUAACGUUCCGCUUAGUGGUCAGAAAUAUGGAGAGGAACGCGGCCACUUCUAUUGUGAACGUGAUUUCUUGCAAUUUGUCGUUCCCCGAUGCGCCAAGUGCAACAAACCCAUCACCGGAAAGGUACUUCAAGCGUUGGACAAGUGUUGGCAUCCGUUAUGCUUUGUUUGCGCGCAGUGCGGACAGCCGUUGAACACAUUCCGCUUAGAAGAGGACGGUCGUGUUUUGUGCCAAGACGAUUGGUCGCGGGCGCAUUCGACUGUAUGUGGGAAGUGUGGACAAUCCAUCUCAGAAAUUGAUCAGUAUGUGGAAUGGCAAGACCAACAGUUUCACUCCGGAUGCUUUUGUUGUGCCACAUGUCAAACUCCAUUGGCAGGGAGACAGUUCCACCGUAAAGACAACAAACCAUUUUGUUCAUCACACGCCUAUCCGGAAGCAACAUCCCGUUGAAGCUAAUCGACGCUUACCUCUGCAACUUUAACAUUCGAGUGCAACGAUUGCAUGGAUAAUGGCUCAAUCAUCACCGUAAGACCUUAUUUCUUUUAUCCCUAAAAUACAAAUUAUACCAUA